Molecule: messenger RNA, 936 nt
Organism: Drosophila rhopaloa
Lineage: Eukaryota; Metazoa; Arthropoda; Insecta; Diptera; Drosophilidae
Product: peritrophin-44
Exons: 2
Coding region: 1-936 (311 amino acids)
Cellular component (GO): extracellular region
Molecular function (GO): chitin binding
Source: RefSeq, a predicted model, not a curated record
AUGGAAUCAUCCUUACUUCUCAGUGUUCUCCUGCUUUUCUUUGCAAUUCAUUUUAGCAGAGGAUUGGACUGUCCAGUUGGCUACCACUUUGAUGAGAAUAUUAAAACCUGCGUUUCUGAGGUCACCACUGACUGUAUCAACCACAAAAUCAAAAAGUGUCCAAUAACUACAGCUGUGAAUGAGUACUGCCUUUGUAAGGACAAGUACCUUCAAAUAUGGAAAUGUCCCGAAGGAACCUACUUCGAUGCCAAUCAGUUGGCUUGCAGGAUUGGAACGGUGGAGUGCCAGGAGGAGUAUGAGCCAUUCAAAUGUCCAGAUGCCACUUCAAAUCGUUUGCACACAUUUGAGAAGAACAGUUACCAGUAUCGAUUGGAUGAAAAUAAUAAAUCAUGUCCAGAUGGUUACUACUUUAAUGAAACAAUCAAAACCUGCGUUUCUACAAACAUCACCAACUGUACCAACCUUGAAGUCGCCAAAUGCCCAAUAACUACAGCUGUGGAUGAGUACUGUAUGUGCAAGAAUAUGUAUAUUCAGAUCUGGAACUGUCCAGAAGGAACGUACUUCGAUGCCAACAGGUUGAUAUGUAGGAUUGGAACAGUGGAGUGUCAGGAGGAGUACGAGCCAUUUGCAUGUCCCAAUGAAACUUCAACCGAUGUCUUUUGCCUUUGCAUCGAUGGUGAAUUCCAUUCCAAUAACUGCCCUAAUGGAUAUACCUUUAAUACCGAGCAAAAGCUUUGUCUGAAAUCUGGUUCUGAAUUACCCGACUCGGAGUCCUCAUCUGAAAAGUGUCAGAGAUAUGGUCUAUUCGGGGAUCCCACCGACUGCACUGGAUAUUAUCAUUGCCGCGAAAAGGGCAGUGAAAUUCAGUAUUCCAGAUGUUCUGGAGGAACUAUCUUUAGUCUUACCUCUUUUGGAUGCGUUACGGGAUCCUGUUAA